CCCAUUGCUCUCUGGCUGUUUUAAUGCAUUUCUCUAUUUGCAGCCCAGCUAGAAUUACCUUUGUUCUCCCAUUAGCAGAAUGGAUGGUGGCUGCUUAUGAGAUUAGUGCCGACCACAGGAUGAGCAGCUUCUGUCCGGCAUGAGAUGGGAGUGAGCAUCUUCUAUGGUGGAGCAAUGUUAUGAUCCAGAGCUGUCUGGAUCUCCUGGGAGGCUGGAAAUUCAUUAUUAGGACGCCUGGAAAUCCAGACACAAACCAGACAGAGCCCUCCUGGCCUCAUCUCUCCAUACUGACAAUACCCUGAGCUUGUCCAGCCCCUGGACCCCUAGGACCUCUCCCAGCAGCGCUCUCCAAGGUGCUGAGGGACCUCCUUGACCUCAGAAGCUCCUGUAUGGUCUACACCUAAGAAGAUGGCCGAUCAGGACCUGUAGGAGAAAAAAAGCUCCAUCCAUCUCAACAUCUACCUCCAAGACCUGGUCCACAAGGACACCACCCACCCUUGCAAGCCUGGUGGGCUUCCAUAAAGGGUGAAGAUGGGGAUAGCUAGAAGGAAUCUAUCCUGGACCCAGCCAGGGAUGCUCCUAUUAAUGGUCGGACUAUGCAUGCCUGUUUGUGUAGAAGUUCCUUCAGGGACAGAAGCUGUGCAGGGACGAAACAUGACGCUGGCGUGCAUUUCCUGCAUGAAGAGGGAAGAGGUUUACGCCAUCACCACAGUAAAGUGGUUUUACAAGCCACCUUUUGGCGGGGACGAAUCCCUUACCCAGAUAUACGAGUACAGUGCGGGACAGCCCAAGGAACAAAAAAGUUCCAUGGAAGGACGUCUGGUUUGGAAUGGGAGCAGAGAUCUCCAAGAUGUCUCCAUCACCAUAAUCAACGUGACCAUGAAUGAUUCAGGAAUUUACACCUGUAACGUGACCCGGAUUCUCCACUUUGAAGCGCACAAUCACUUGGUUGAAAAUGAGAUCCGCAUCUCUCUUACUGUCACGAAAGAAGCUAGUGACGAUUUUACGUCGGUCCUCUCUGAAAUCAUGAUGUACAUCCUCCUUGCCUUUCUAACACUGUGGUUACUGGUGGAAAUCGUCUAUUGCUACAGAAAGAUUUCCAAAGCAGAAGACGUGACCCAGGAGAGCGUCUCGGAUUAUCUAGCAAUAGCAUCAGAAAACAAGGAGAAUUGUUCUGUUCCGGUGGAAGAGUAAUACUAGGAUCAAAAAUUACCAAUGGGGUGACCAGAAGCCAAGAGGAGUCGAUUUGUCUCCAAUCAACAAAGAGGAGUUAGCCAUACACAACCCGAGUCCAGCAAUUAAACGACCCUUGUUUCUUAUAACCCCAUACAUUGCCUUACCUACUCUGUACACAUAUAGGCAGAACUCUGUUUAUGGUUGAACUAUGUAUCUUAUGAAGAGUGGAAUAUACAAAGCUUGGAGAGAGAUAUACAAGAUUCUGGACGUCCGGAGAAGACUGUUCAGUAGAUACCCUAUGGUGAUGCACUAAUCUGCACUAGUGAUAAUUAAUAAAUACAAAUUGCACUUGCUAGGCCAACAUAACUUUACCCAUCACUAUUUCAGGAGAAACCUUAAAAUAUCACAUAUGGGAUUAGACGUGGCAGUGUGUUUUUGUCAACGUCUACAAGCACUUUUUCCACGAUCACUUUGUGUGCUGUGCAGGGGAUAUAACGUGUGUGAGCGGGAUUUAAUUAGUGGCCAGGCACAGACAAAACCAUAAAGACUUGAAAAUAUUCUCUAAAAUUUCAAUCACUAAUACAUGGAGAGGGAGAAAAGUGCUACCACUCUUUAGAUAUUGGGUCCAGAGUGUUUAAAUUAUUGGGGGAAUCGCUAUGAAGAUAACAAUCAACAUUGUCUUGAAUCAGUAUCCAGCCAAAAUUAACAUGGGGGAUAGCACUUGGCGUAGGAGGUUGAAAUGCAGUCAUGUGCCCAUUAAACGGAGUUACAUUUUGCGCUAAAUAACGUUCUCUCUUAUUCUCUAUGCUCCAUCCUCGAAAUCUGCACCCUCUGUUUUGUUUUUAAUUUGCUACCAAGGUGAAGUGAAGUGAAGCUAUGGCUAAAACAAAGGCUUCUAUAUCGUAACUCCUUAGCCUAUUCUUCAAAGCGCUAUUUAACCUUCCAGGGCUAUAGGAGUUAGUUACAUUUAUAAUUAAAACAUACAUUAAAAUCUUAUAAAAUGUGGACAUUAUAUUGGAUCUACCCGUAAUGCAAUGUUCAUAUCAAUAAACUAUGUAAAAGUAAGCCUAAACACUAUAUAUCUCUGCCCACACAUUCGUAAAGUGGUACAUUAUAUAAAGAACAUAUAUUAUUAGGUAUUCCUGAAAGUAUUUAAAUCAUACACGUCUAUACAGUUUUUAUACGCUCUGUAUCACAGACUGACGGCAUAGAAACAGUUACAUAUUCAGACAUCAGUGAGUCUGCUGGGCCUCUCAGACUCCAGGGUCAACAGGUAGAGAGAUCGGACCAGAGAAUUUCAGGGAACUUAACACAGUUAUGGUUUCAAAACAAUAUGGCAUACGAUGAUGGGAGUCCCAGCAGAAUGAUAAAUCCAUUCAAUAUCAAAGAACAAGGUCUGGUGUGCAAUACCGGUCUGUAUCUCAAAUAAUGUUACCAGCCAGCCGAUAUGGAUGGGGUGACCGUAAUGGAAUUUAAACAUGUGGGGGACUUUGUUACACUGGAAGAGUAGGGGAUACAUGAUAUAUGGUUAACCAGUUGGAGAUACUUUAAACAGUAUAGAAUAGGUAUGGAAAAGGUGGAGUGAUUUAUUAAUAAACAAUAUUGUGCAAUUCUGAUAGCAGUCAAAUACUGUUUCAUUAGCCACAGUUUUACCCAGUAUGAAACCUGAAACAUUAUUCACCGUUGGGAAAAAGUGAACCCAAAACCAGCCAAAGGGGAAAUAACGAGAACUGAAAAAUUGUCCUACUCUGGCCUACAAUUCGAAGCAGACACUGAAUACCUGGCAACUCACACUUUCAUAAAUAACACGUUAGGAAAAUGACCUAUUGUCAGCUUUCCAAAAUAUGAGAAAAAUAAACGUGUUGAUCCGAAAUGUCCUUAUUAAUGAAGAGCUUAUAGUGUAAAUUUCACAAGUAGACCACUCUUCACGGAUAACAUAGCUGUUUACGGUCUCUUAUUGCUCGUAUGUAAACGUUUUGCUGCAAAGUUUUGUCUUGCAGAGGUCCAGUACGGAGAUGGUGCAAGUCAGGCAACAAAAUAUCGUAGUGUGCAGCAUGCAUCGGUUGUAUUCAAAUCAUAGCCUCUAUUCACUAAGCUUUCCGAUUGAUUCACUACUGGUAGAAAAAUCAUUUAUCUAUAAAAAGGUCUAAUGGUGACUUCUGUAUAAUGUAAUCAUUUGCAAAGCCUUUUAAACUGGGCCUAUGUUCCCACUCUACAUGAGAUUAAGAACGUACUGCAAGCUCACAUUCAGCAUGCCCAAAUAAAAUCACUCACUACUAGAGUUCAAAAUGGUCGCAAGGUAACAUCAAUGCCCAAAAACUGCUUCGUCCAAUCACGGCGUCCGCAAGUGCAACUGUUCUAUUUACAGAUUUCAACUUUUAUCCAGACAACCGGGCCUAUAAUAGCAUCAGAUUCUUUAUAUUACUCCUAGCUGCUGUAUGUCUGAAAUAUUAUUAUAUCUUUUUCUUCUGUUAAUAACAAUCUUAGACGAUUUAUUAGAUCGGACAUGUAUUCACUGAACAGAGAAUUGCAAAAUGUCUGCUAAAAAAAACAAGCUGAGAUCAUAGCUGAGCUGAAGACUAUUUUUCCAAUUAGCAUUAAAUUUGCCAAUUUAGUUUUAAUUCAGCAAUAUUUUCAGUUUAGUUAAUAAGCCCUGCAGGCUUUGGAAACUUAUUUUCAUCCAUAUUUUGGUUGUAGUUUGCCACCACUACAAUGUUAAACUGCUCGUCAUGUUUGUGCAGUUUGCAUUGUCAGUGCUCAAAGCCUAGAUCUCACUGUUCUGUUUGAAGAAUAUUGUUACAUUUAUAAAUGCAAAAGUUGGCAUGCCCUUGUUGUACACAAACGAUUUUUCAUUUCACCAUUACUUUUCCUUAAACUAGGCUAAAUUCAAAUUCCCCAUUGCUUUCCAUUCCGAAUAUUCCCUACAGAUCAACACAAAUUCUGAAUGGUGUGCUAACACUUUGGGGCUUACACCAAUUUGUGGCAAAAUUUGGGCUAAGAUUUCCAAGCUGAGACUAUAGCAUAGUUUUUCAAUUGACAGUUUAGGCAAGACGUAAAUAACCUGGAUAAUGUCACUUCUCUAUCUUUAGCGAAUCUUUCAAUAAACAUUUUUUUUUUUUUUUAAACCAUUCCUGUAUUUCUGUGAGUGAUUGCAAUAGAGAGACAAAGGGAUACAAAUUAAUUUUUUUCUGUUGGAGAUGUGAUCAAAAUUUUAAAGAUGAAGCAUGAGUGAAGGACGUUCCACCACUUUUCCGCUGUUGACACUUUCAUAAUUCUCCCCUUCUCAGUGCAGCCAUAGCUUACUAUUGAGAAUGUAAAGCUGUGUGACCAUACUGAAACCUAGCUAAACAGCACAGGCGGCAGCUACCGGAGCAAGUCGUAUACUUGUGAUAUAGAACAGUUGCUCUAGGACUUGGUCUUCCUUGAGUUUGACUCCUUCGUUAGGUCAAGUGCCCUGAUGUAUUACACAACAUUGCAUUUACUUUGAGGAGCAGAGACAUCAGAGGAGUGACACAGAUGUCUUUAGUGGUAGGAGAAUAUUUUCUUCUGGCAUGGUUCAAAACAUUCAUUUAGUGCGUAGAGAAUGAUGACAAGCAUGCGGAGUGGUCACGAAGAUCAAUGAUAGCACUGAGAGAGCACAAAUGGACCUUCUUAGACUAUUAAUACUUUUACAUAAUGGUGACAGUCCAUCAUGUAUUUUGGUUGAGUCUCAUUGCACAGUGUUGUCUUCCUCGGACAUUGUUUAACGUGUUACCACCAGGCUGAACAAAAAACUUUUUAAAAGUUCAAUAUGUUGUGUUUUCAUUGUGCUUGUAAAUCUGAAAACCAAGUAUGUAUUUCUGUGUAUAAAUACAUGCC
Molecule: messenger RNA, 5034 nt
Organism: Pelobates fuscus (common spadefoot toad)
Lineage: Eukaryota; Metazoa; Chordata; Amphibia; Anura; Pelobatidae
Gene: SCN3B
Product: sodium voltage-gated channel beta subunit 3
Exons: 6
Coding region: 532-1194 (220 amino acids)
Biological process (GO): regulation of heart rate by cardiac conduction; sodium ion transport; ventricular cardiac muscle cell action potential
Cellular component (GO): voltage-gated sodium channel complex
Molecular function (GO): sodium channel inhibitor activity; transmembrane transporter binding
Source: RefSeq, a predicted model, not a curated record